AUCCCCUCUAGUUUUGAUUGUUUCUUUCUCCUGUGUGCUAAACAUUCCCCUGUGUGAGAGGAAUGAUCUGUUGGGGUGAACGUCUCAUAAGCUGUUGUCACCCAACAGAACUUGUGAGGAGCUCAGGUGCUCUUCCUCUUGUUUUGCCCCUUCUGAGGACAGGGCUGGCAAUGCUCCCUCUGGACUAUUGAGGGCAAAGCCUGAGAGAAAUAUUGGGCACAUUCCUGAAAUGUAGGGUACAUUGAAAUGAAGCACAGCCUAUUCAACAGAGGCAGCCCAUUUCAUUGCUCUGCAAUCUCUGACCUUCAUUCUUAAUUCUCUUCUUUUCAGUUCAUGGAGAAUUUAUAGUUGUAUCAGGCAAAUCAUCGGAGCCUGAUGUUGUCACUCUCGGUGAUGAUGAUGAAUCUCCUAUGUGCAGAGCCAGGAAUUGUUAUUAAGUGUCCAAUUUGCAUGGACUUUUACUCGGAGAUUGGGCAAAGUGCACGAGAGCUUGUGUCAAUCGUGUUCUGCAGCGCGUGCCUCCCUGCUGCCCUGGACACUACCAGCAUGUGCCCAACCUGCAGAGCGGAAUGCAAUCCAGAAAUGUAUUUUCCAGUUUAUUUAGGAGUGCUUCUGUUUCUCAGGAGUCAGAUGGAUCCUGGGGAAUAGGCAAUGUAGAGGCUUGUUUCUUUAUGUAUAUAGUUCUUCCUGUACAUAGUUUCAUUUUUGCUGAGUUUAGUUAGAAAUAAAGUUUUGAUUGAUUUAAA
Messenger RNA from Cyanistes caeruleus (blue tit), 746 nucleotides. The record is from RefSeq and is a predicted model, not a curated record. Lineage: Eukaryota; Metazoa; Chordata; Aves; Passeriformes; Paridae.